Messenger RNA from Hemibagrus wyckioides, 2272 nucleotides. It is a transcript of the gene tslig3a, whose product is annotated as family with sequence similarity 98 member A. Lineage: Eukaryota; Metazoa; Chordata; Actinopteri; Siluriformes; Bagridae. The record is from RefSeq and is a predicted model, not a curated record. Gene Ontology annotation, cellular component: tRNA-splicing ligase complex. The transcript is spliced from 8 exons. Bases 120 to 1745 code for a protein of 541 amino acids.
UGGCUGUUAGGACCCCUGUCCUGCCAACCGAGCAUAUGAUGCAGCAGCGGUGUGAAGGUGAGGGUCCGAGAGUCUUCAUCAUUUCUCUGGACUAAAGCUGAAAUAAAGGACUUUUCUCCAUGGAGAACGACAUACUGGACUCUCUGGAGGAUCUGGGGUAUCAGGGCCCGUUGUUAGAUGAUGGAGCUCUUCAGGCGGCUCUCAGCGGUGGUGCUGCGUCUCCUGAAUUUACCAAACUGUGUGCGUGGCUCGUCUCCGAACUCAAACUCUACUGCAGACUGGAGGAGAACGUUCACGCUACUAACUGUCCAAGUGAGGCUGAAGGUUUCCAGUUGGAGAUGAGCGGUUUGCUAACAGAGUUAGCGUGUCCAUACUCCUGUCUCACACGAGGAGACGUCACACACCGCCUGCUGAACGCCAACAACUGUCAACUACUGCUCACGUUCCUGAUCUCGGAGCUGGAAUCUGCUCGGAUGGUGUUGGUGAAUGCUCCUCAGAGGAAAGUUCAGGAUGGAGGAGGAAGCUCCUGCAGUGAGCUCUUCCUGGAGCUGAAGGGCAUCUGUGUGUCUCUGGGCAUGUCCAAGCCUCCAUCCAACAUCACCAUGUUCCAGUUCUUCAGUGGAAUCGAGAAAAAACUGAAGGAAGUGUUAUCUAAAGUUCCUCCUCGUCACGUUGGUGAGCCUCUGAUGACCAAAGCCCUCGGUCCUCUUCACUGGGAGAAACUGGAAGUUAUUAACCAGGCUCUGGUGAAUGAGUACGAGGUGAGGAGGAAGAUGUUGCUGAAGCGUCUGGACGUGACGGUUCAGUCCUUCGGCUGGUCAGACAGAGCCAAGAGCCAGACUGAGAAGUUAGCUAAAGUCUACCAGCCCCUCCGGUCAGUGCUGGCCUUUAAGAGCCGCGUGUCUGUCGCUCACCUUCUCGCCGCCCGAGAAGAUUUAUCCAAAAUCCUGCGCACGAGCAGCGGCAAGACCCGAGAAAAAACCUCCUGCGCCAUCAACAAGGUUUUGAUGGGACGUGUUCCAGAUCGUGGAGGAAGACCGAAUGAAAUCGAGCCUCCUCCUCCAGAGAUGCCAGUGUGGCAGAAACGGCAAGACGGUCCAACAGGGGGUGGCGGAGGGCGAGGGGGAGGCAGGGGUGGCUACGAUCAACACCAAGGAGGACGAGGAGGGGGUGGAAGAGGGGAUAGAGGGAGUAAAGUACAAGGAGGCUGGUCAGAUGGUGGGAAUCAGGGUCAUUAUCAAGAUGGAGGAAGAGGAGGGUACCGUGGAGGCUACCAGGGUGGGCACCAAGGGCAAGGAUACACGGGAGGAGGAGGAUAUCAAGGGCAAGGAUACCAAGGUGGAGGGGGGCAGCAAGGGCAAGGAUACCAAGGUGGAGGGGGGCAUCAAGGGCAAGGAUACCAAAGUGGAGGGUAUCAAGGGGGUAAUCAAGGACACGGAUACUCUGGGGGGUAUCAAGGGGGUAACCAAGGGCAGGGAUACUCUGGAGGAGGUUACCAGGGGGGGCAACAAGGACAAGACGGUGGUAGCAAAGGUCACUACCAGGAUGGUGGGCGACAACAGGAGCGAGGAGGUCGAGGGGGUCGUGGAGGAAGGGGGCGAGGAGGACGAGGUGGGCAAGGUGGAGGCUGGGGUGGUAGAGGGGGGCAGAAUUUUAAUCAAGGAGGGCAAUUUGAGCAGUUCUUCCAACAUGGUGGGCAACAGUAUAACCAGUCAGGGUUUGGACAGGGGUUUUACUCCAGCUGAGUUCGACAAGAGAUCAACAGGAAGUAAAGAUAGACAAUGAGAUGAGUUACAAAGAAAUGGUGGUUGAUUUUCUUGUUCUUCUGCUAACAGAUAUGCUAACUGCUUAGCUUAGCUAAGAUUAAUAAUCUUCUUGACCUUUGGGACAUGGACGACUCUGAAAGCCUUAACUUGAAGUGUUUACCACGAGAACCCUUCAUCUUCAUGGUGUUAUUUAUUGCCAGCACUUGACGGUUGAUUUUCUUCCCCCCUUUCCAGCACUCUGUAACUCACCAUGGUAGUGUGUUUUAUUUUCUAUUUCUGUUUAAAACACUUGUUUACAAAAAAUGGAUGAUGAGGAGGGAGGGAGAGAGAGAGGGAGGGAGAAAGGGAGAGACGUUUCAUCAUCCAGUGCAUGAGUGUUCCUUUCGGUUUGAGCGAAAGAAAAGAAGUUUCCGUUAAAGAAUUCCCAUUUCAGUUUUGUUUGAGGAAUUCCUUCUGAAAGUGUGUUUCGAGUGUGUGUGAAGACAGCAAUAAAGCAAAGUAUGUAA